Prunus avium (sweet cherry) is the source of this 1154-nucleotide messenger RNA. The record is from RefSeq and is a predicted model, not a curated record. NCBI's taxonomy places the organism in Eukaryota, Viridiplantae, Streptophyta, Magnoliopsida, Rosales, Rosaceae.
GGGAGUGCCUGGUAAAAUAAUGAUGAAGUGCUGUUCAGAGCAAUCUAUCAGCAGCAAGCCUCUGACCAGACAUGUUUUAUCCGGCUUUGCUGCAACGUUAGUAUUUGUCUCUCAAAUAAACCAGGCUGUUGCAUCAGAUGCUUCCCAUCAACGAAAUAUUUAUGAGCUUGCAAAUGCCCCUGAAAAGACAGUUACUCUUCCGCUUGAUAAGGGAUCUGAUGAAGGAGGUGAGAAGCUAAUGAUGAUGAGAGGCAUGACUGCAAAUAAUUUCAACCCUAUUAGAUAUUCUGGAAGGUGGUUUGAAGUUGCUUCGCUGAAACGUGGAUUUUCUGGGCAAGGUCAAGAAGACUGCCACUGCACCCAGGGUGUGUAUACAUUUGAUAUGGAGAAACGGGCCAUCCAGGUUGAUACCUUCUGUGUUCAUGGUAGCCCUGAUGGAUAUAUUACUGGCAUAAGGGGAAAUGUUCAAUGCCUUUCGGAAGGAGAUUUGGAAAAAAAUGAGACGGUCCUAGAAAAGCAAGAGAUGAUCAAAGAGAAGUGUUACCUCCGUUUUCCAACAUUGCCAUUCAUCCCGAAGCAGCCAUAUGAUGUGAUCGCAACUGAUUAUGACAAUUUUGCUCUUGUUUCAGGAGCAAAAGAUAGGAGUUUUAUACAGAUUUACUCCAGAACGCCUAAUCCUGGUCCUGAAUUCAUAGAGAAGUACAAAUUUUACUUGGCCAACUUCGGAUAUGACCCAAGCAAAAUCACGGACACCCCACAAGACUGUCAAUCAAUGACGGAUAGUCAGUUAUCUGCAAUGAUGUCCAUGUCCGAAAUGCAACAGGCUUUAACAAAUCAAUUUCCUGCUCUGGAAUUGAAGCGCUCUGUCCAGUUUGAUCCCUUUACGAGUGUAUUUGACACUCUAAAGAAGCUUGUGCAGCUUUAUUUUAAGUAGUCCUGAGCUGAUUAGUCUUGCUCUUCUUGUUCCUUAUCUGUUCUGUUCUUACCAACCAGCCAAAAGAGAGAAUAUGCUGGUGUGCAACUACUUCAAUUACAACUGUACUUUCAUAUCAUCCAUGAUUUUAAUUUAUAAUCUACCUCUAAUUGUACAUCUUGGAAACUAGUCUGGGUUCUUGGCAAUGAGAUCAGCUCUAGGAAAUGUUACACUGUAAUAA